CACGCCCUCCCUGCCUCCGUCACUGCUGUUCUCUGCGAUUCUGCGCAGGUGACCGGCUGAGCUUCCUUUGGCUCCGGGGCUGUGGGAGGGAGGGCGUGGAGAAGGACUGGGGGUCUCUGAUGGCUACAGUUCUUGCUGGCCGAGAGCUAGCCCCACAGCCCGAGUCCUUCUGAGUGUGCUCGGACUCCUCGCUUUCAGACCACCCUGCCCCGCGUCCUCAGAAAAGGCAGCGUCUCAGCAAGAGGGCAGCUCCCCCACCAUUUCCUUUCCUCCCUCCUGAGUGUCUUCCCCACCCAUCGCUGAGCCGGGCCCUCCCACGCAAAGCAGAUGUGAGAUUAGAGGAGCCGAGUCUGGCCAGGGAUGGGAUUUAACAAACUCUUUGGGAACCUUGACUCCCAGGGAGGAAUGAAUGGCUGUGACCCAGCACGGAUUGGGGGCCCAGUCAGGCAGCCCAGAAAGUGGGAGAUUAUACAAACAGAUGUAAAGACCCACUAACAACAUGUGAGAACCUGUCUGCAAGGCUGGGACAGGAUGUGAGGUGCGAAGAAUCCAGUUUGAACCAAGUGGUGUGUCAAAAAAAGAUGCCAUUUCAAUAUUGGUUUGUGUUUAUUUUCCACUAACCGGAUCUGUGAAGAUAUCCUUGACCUCUGCUCCAUCUGAGUAUGUGCCUGCUCAUCCGAAGUGGUAUUACCAGGUUAAGCGAUAUGGAGAUCUCCAUGAGGAUUCAGAGAAGAGUCCCAAUAGUUAUUAAAAUUCUGGACUAGAUUAGGAAAGGUAAACAGUCUACUAGGGAAGAGGAGGUUAAUGGUUUACUAAAUCUUUUCAAACAUAAAAAAUGGCAACUAGCUGUUGUGGCUUGCUGGAGAACUAAACAAGAGAAAAUAGAUUUGUGAUCCAACCUAAAGAAUUUUAAGUGACAGCUAAGGAAGAAUAGUUCUGAUAAUUAAACUUUAAAAUGGUUCAUUGAGGUGCUUUAGAGAGCCAGCUCUUUGGAGAGUUUUGUAAAGGGUUGGUUUAAAUUUAUCCGUUUAAGAAUCUAAACGUUUUGAUCAUCCAUAAUUGGCCCAAGAGUUUUCAGUCCUUUAACGUAUGUUCACUCUCUUAAUCCAUAUAACCACCUUAUGAUACAGGCAUUAUUAUCCCCAUUCUGUAGUUGUGGAAAUUGAAGCUCAGAGAUUAAGCAUUUUCACCAAAAUAAUACAGCUGGUUGUUAGUGGCAAAGCCAAGAUUUGAAUCCAGCUCUGUGUUGUCACAUUCGGAGCAGAAACAGUAUCUUAUUCAACUGUUUUUGCCAUACCUACCACAGUACCUAACCCUUAAUAAGGGUUCAGUUAAAAAAAACCAAACCAGUUACCAUCGAGUCCCGGGUUUAAAUUGAAUUGAUUUGAACUUGAUCCUCUUUGAGGAGGUGACAUUUAAGCAAAGAUACCAAUGAAGAGGACUCAGUCAUGUGAACAUUUUGGGAAAGAAUGUUCCAAGGAGAAGGAACAGCAACUACAAAGACCCUGAGGUAGGAAAUUGCUAGGUUGUGUUUGAGAAAUAGUCAGGAGGUCAAUGUGAUUGGAGCUUAGUGGGCAAAAUGCGAGGUAGUUGGUGUGUCUGGAGAGGAAGCCAGGGGUCAGAUCAUGUAUUGCCACUCGUUUUAAAAAGAUUAAUCUCCAGGAACACACAGUCAACAGAUUGCAGUGGUUUACAAGAUAAAAGAAGGAUAAUUAAGCUGUUAAAAGUAAUAAUGAUUAUUAAAUGACUUAAGUGUCAUGCAUUGGGGUAGAACAAUUAAGUGCAUCAUCUGAUUUAAUCUUCAUGCUAAUUCUACAAGGUAGGUGUUACUCCAGUUUUACAACAUGAGAAAAAUGGGGAAUCAGAAAUAUUAACUUGUUUCACACAAAAGGUAAGUGGCAAAGAGAGGAUUUGACCCAGGUCUCUUUGACUCCAAUGCCUGUGCUCUCUCCACUGUACUACAUUUUCUCAUUUGAAAGAUUAUGAUUAAGGAGAAAGGCACUCAUGCAUGCAUUCAUACAUUCAACAAAUUAUCACCCAUUGCUAUGUGCCAGACCUGUAGAAAUAGUAUUAAAAUGUAAUAUGGCAUUGUAUAAUUUCUUUUUGUAUGAUUACACUCUUACCAGUCAUUUGAUUUUAAAACUUUGCAGGUAGAUGGACUAUAAAGCAAUUGCCCAGCAAACUGCUCAAGAAGUUUUAGGUUACAGUCAAGAUACAGCGGGCUGGAAAGUGGUGAAAACUUCAAAAAAGAUAACUGUUUCCAGCAAGGCUUCUAAAAAAUUCAAUGGAAAUAUCUAUCGUGUUGAAGGGAUAAUUCCACAAUCAACAAGUAAACUAUCUGAACUUCUCUACCUACCUGAACACAGAGUUACAUGGGAUAAGUCAUUGAAAGUGUUCAAUGUGGUUCACAGGAUUGAUUCGGACACAUUCAUAUGUCAUGCCAUUACACAAAGUUUUGCCAUGGGCUCAAUUUCCCCCCGAGACUUUAUCGACUUAGUACACAUCAAGCAGUAUGAAGGGAAUAGAGUGAUUAUCAGUUCUAAUAGUGUGGAUUUUCCGGAAUAUCCUCCAUCUUCAAAUUAUAUCCGUGGUUAUAACCAUCCUUGUGGCUACGUAUGUUCACCUCUGCAAGAGAACCCAGCAUAUUCCAAACUAGUGAUGUUUGUCCAGACAGAAUUAAGAGGAAAACUGUCCCCAUCAAUAAUUGAAGCAGCCAUGCCUUCCAACUUAGUAAGCGUCAUCCUCAAUGCAAAAGAUGGAAUAAAGGUACUCAGAAAUACAUCAGGAUGUGCAUGCCAUCCUAAGAGUCAUUCGUCAUUCCUAAAGAAGAAAUGAGGCCAUUCUGCUAGAAAAUCAUGUGCGGCACCUACUUCAGUGUACUUCUAAGUCAAUAUGCAUAAGUGCUGUUAAACUAUUCUGCCAGUAUUCUUGUACUAAUUACUGAAGGUACUUUGUGAAAAUAUGAACUCACAGUCGUACAAGAGAACAGCAAUAAAUGUAGUUUUUAAUCUCAGAUAAGAACAAUGUUAAAUAACAAUUGUACUUAAUACACCUGUAUCUUUUGUUUUGUUUACUCUUGAAAAUGCUCUGUAUAAAAUAAUAAGCAGAUACAAUCAGAAGUCAGUAUUAAUUAAAGAUUAAAAUACAUUUUAAAUUGUUUUUCACUUACUGCUUAAGUUGAAAAUUGUAGGAAACACAAACAUAAAAAUUGGAAAGAAUUCGGCUAGAAUGCAUGACUAAUGACAUUUAGAAGUUAAAAUUAAGUAAGUCAUGAAUCAACUUCUGGGUCUGGCCAAGAUGUAAUAGCCCCCAUUUGUCCCCAAGUCCUUCCUCUUACAACUAAAAACCCUGGAACAUAACAAAUA
Molecule: messenger RNA, 3365 nt
Organism: Trichechus manatus latirostris (Florida manatee)
Lineage: Eukaryota; Metazoa; Chordata; Mammalia; Sirenia; Trichechidae
Gene: STARD6
Product: StAR related lipid transfer domain containing 6
Exons: 7
Coding region: 2155-2835 (226 amino acids)
Molecular function (GO): lipid binding
Source: RefSeq, a predicted model, not a curated record